UAGAGCCAGCCAAACCCUCACAAUCGAUGGCCGGCGGGGACGCCCCCAUCGCGGAAGCGGCGCCUCCUCCCCUCCACCGGCCGCGACGCCACCAAACCCGGCGUCGCUACUUCUACGAGCCCUCGAUCGGCGACUACUACUACGCAAGGCACCCGAUGAAGCCCACCGGCAUCCGGAUGGCCCACUCCCUCGUCGUCCACUACUCCUCCACCAACUCUCCAGAUCUCCCGUCUUUCCCGCCUCCCGCCGCCGACAUCCGCCGGUUCCACUCCGACGACUACGUCGACUUCCUCUCCUCCGUCUCCCCCUCCUCCCUCCCCCCGACGCCUCCUCCGACGACGCCAACAGCCGACAACCGCGAUUCUAAGAUGCUGAAGAGGUUCAACGUCGGCGACGACUGCCCGGUCUUCGAGGGUCUGUUCGAGUUCUGCCAGGCGAGCGCCGGGGGCUCGAUAGGGGCAGCGGUGAAGCUGAACAGGGAGGAUGCGGACAUUGCCAUCAAUUGGGCCGGGGGAUUGCAUCACGCCAAGAAGUGCGAGGCGUCGGGGUUUUGCUAUGUUAAUGAUAUCGUGCUGGGGAUUCUCGAGCUUCUCAAGUUUCACAAGCGUGUGCUAUAUGUAGACAUAGAUGUCCACCAUGGAGAUGGCGUUGAGGAGGCUUUUUACACUACUGACAGAGUCAUGACUGUCUCGUUCCACAAAUUCGGGGACUUCUUUCCUGGGACUGGGCAUGUCAAGGAUGUUGGCCAUGGGUCAGGAAAGUACUAUGCUUUAAAUGUUCCUUUAAAUGAUGGGAUGGAUGACAAUAGUUUUCAAGGUCUUUUCCGACCGGUCAUUCAAAAAGUCAUGGAGGUGUAUCAGCCUGAUGCAGUUGUCCUGCAAUGUGGCGCAGAUUCCCUUGCUGGAGAUAGGUUAGGUUGUUUUAAUCUUUCAGUUAAAGGGCAUGCAGAUUGUCUACGGUUCCUUAGAUCUUUCAAUGUGCCACUUAUGGUCUUGGGUGGCGGAGGCUAUACAAUUCGUAAUGUUGCACGCUGCUGGUGUUAUGAGACAGCAGUUGCAGUUGGAGUGGAACCGGAAAACAAAUUACCUUAUAAUGAAUAUUAUGAGUACUUUGGUCCUGACUACACUUUGCAUGUUGCACCAUCACCUGCAGAAAAUAAGAACACUGCAAAAGAUCUGGAGAAAAUGAGGACUGUGCUACUUGAGCACCUUUCAAAAAUACAACAUGUUCCAAGUGUGCAGUUCCAGGAGAGACCACCAAAUACAGAACCUCCUGAGGAGGAAGAUGAAGAUAUGGAUCAGAAACCAAAACUUUGGAAUGGUGAGUAUUAUGAUUCUGAACCUGAGGACCGAAUAUCAUGACGUAAACAUGGAUGAUCGCUCCUCUGGGAAUUUUUGACACAUGAACAGGUAACAAAUCAAAGCAGCAUAUCAUCAAUCCGAGCCACUUUAAUAUUCAUACAUUCCGAGGUCUUCUGUAACUCUUUAACUGCCAAAAAAUUCCAGUCAAGGGAAGGUACAAGUUAUUGUAAUAUUGUUAUGUACUUCAUAUCCCGUGCCGAUGCUUCUUCAAGCAUUCUCAUCGUGUAAGAAGUGUUUGCUUGGGUAAAAGUUGAGCUCAACAUUUCUCUUCUACUGGUGGACAAGCAAACUUGCAGAAGUGUUACGUAGGCAUUUAUGGCUAUGCGCUGUUCAUAAACUCAAACAUGAGUUAGAGCUAUGCAUUGACAUACUGCCUUGUUGUGAUAUGGAUGGCAAUAUUUGUUGACCUGUGUCUCAUGUCAUUUGUGAAUGAUUGUGUCAAGAACUUCCGCAUCAUAGGAAACUGCAUGCAUCGGUAAUUCGAUAAUCUAGAGGCUACACUUCCCUAGUCAUGUUCGAGAAAUUAUGUAUACGAGCAUGCUUGUUAGAUUGCACUUUUCAAACUACUCACAUUACAAGAGGGGAAAGUGUGAGGUCCUUUUUAUGAGUCAGUAAUUCUCAUAAAAGCUGAAGAGUAAGGAUGUUACACACUUCUCUAUCUUGUACCGGGGGAUUAGUUUGAGACUCGGGAGGAGUGGUCUUGUUAUCACCAGCUGUAUGUAUAAUGUGAAGGGCUAUGCAAUACUUUUAAGUACUCACAAUACAAAUGAACUAGCAUUUAUGCAAACCAACUUUGCUUAUAUUGUUAAUCAA
Messenger RNA from Asparagus officinalis (garden asparagus), 2174 nucleotides. Its product is annotated as histone deacetylase 6-like. Gene Ontology annotation, molecular function: histone deacetylase activity. The record is from RefSeq and is a predicted model, not a curated record. NCBI's taxonomy places the organism in Eukaryota, Viridiplantae, Streptophyta, Magnoliopsida, Asparagales, Asparagaceae.